GUUAAUUGAUUUUUUUAGUUUUGAAUUUUGCCGGUUUUUUGUCAAAUUAGAGGAUUUUUUCGAGUUUAAGUGAAACUUCUUGAUUUAUUGAACUAUUUCUUAACAUUUUAACUAUUGCAUUUUGUUUGAAUCAAAACAAAAUAAAAUGUAAGACCGCGAUUUUUAGAUUUAAUUAACCGAUCGCAAAUGAAAUGUUAAUUAUUAUUUUUGGUGUGUGUUGUACAUUGUAAAGUAAAGGUAGGUAAACAACACAUUUAUUAUUUAUUAUCAAUUUAUUCAUAAAUUAAAUAAAAAAUAAAUUGUACAAGAAAAAAACCCUUGACUCAUAUUGCUUUUUUAAGCAUAAAAUCAAAGGAUCAUAUACACAAGGGAAAUUCAUGUUGAGCACUUGGUCAGUGAGGGAAUGUAAAAUUGUUUUAAAGUCAAAUUUGCACUAAACUAAUCUAAUCAAUCAAAAGAAAAACUUGGCAUAACCAAGCUUAAUCAUUCAUCUGGACCAUUAAGAAGAUGAUGUUCCAACAUUCCCGGCAAAUGCAUGGCAUUGAGCCAAUGGAUUUCCUUUCUCACCACCAAAAAAUGGCAGAGAGAAUGUUGUCACCAAGUCAACAGCAACAACAACCAUUGCAAAUGGAUGGCAAACGACAGAGGAUUGAUGGUGCAAAUAGCGUUGGGGGUCCGCAGCAAGAUUCUAGUCCUUAUUUACAUCUGCAACCUAAUUUUUUUCCUAUUGAUCCUUCAAACUCGACAAUUGUUGUUUCCAAAUCAGAGUAUGAAUCAAUUCGGCAAGAGGUUGUUGGUUUGAAGCAAACUUUAACUGAUUUCCGAACAAACAUAGAGUCAGAAUUAUUGCAGUUGAAAAAAGAAAAUAUCACUCUAAAGGAACAAGUAUCUAAGUGCUCGUGUGGCUGCAAACAAAAAUCUCACUAUACUGGAACCAGCAAUAAUGAUAAACUAUCAGAAGAUGACAGCAAUUUAAAUAAUAGUCUUGAAAAGGGGCUGGAAGAUGAAAUGGCCCAUUCUCCAACUUCUCGUAACCUUGUAGACAUAUUAUCGAGGGAAAACAAACGACUUCAUCACACAAACAAUGAUCUUGAGAAACAAAUACAACAGCUUAGAGCUGCCAACAACCGAGUCCCACCAAUCCCCAGUGCCCAAGCAAUGUCAUUCAUGAGAGAACUUAUGGCCUACUACACCAUCAUUGAAUCCAAUGCUGAGAUGAAUGGUGGCAAGAUGAAUGCCUAUGGAUCUGAUGGCGAGAAAGGUUCAUUCAACAACUCAUCUUUUGAUGGUCAUUCCAUAUUUGCCACCCCACUGAACAGCAGUGCAGCCAACAACUGCUCCAUCUAUGGAAAUAUGCCAGAAGCCUUCGACGUAGAAAAAGGUCUCCAGGUCCAGCUGCUUCCUAAUUACAAUGUCUGGGUAAGUAAAAGUAAACUUCAGUUAAUUCUAAAAGAAGCCACAUCUUUGAAAGAUGGUGCCCAGUUGUAUGUUCUUAGACGCCUAAUUCCUCUUGUUUUUACAUGGGAGGAGCUGGCAACAUCUAGAGGGCAGGGUUUGAAUUGUAAAUCGACUGAUGACAUCCUAUCGAAGGAUCCGCUGGACCCAACAAAAGUUUUAGUUUGUAAAGCUUAUAUGAGAAAGUUCUGUUUAGAGAAUGGUCAACCAGAGCCGCUUGAAAAAUCAAUCAACGAAACGUUUUCACAUCAAGUCAACUACGCCCGUCGAAAGUUUAAAAGGGGCAAGCCAGAUAUGGGCGAUGAUGCUUACCACCACCACCACCAACAACAACAGCAGCAAUGUUUGGACAAUGGUGGCAAUAACAAUGGGUCGAACAAUAACAAUAAUGUUCAGUCGAGAAUGAAUUAAGCGGAAAUGUGAAUGUAUUGAUAGUAAUGCUUUGGGUUCUUUUAAUCUUUGCUGAAAAAAUUUUGGGAAUGACAACAAAAACACGUGAGGUAGAAAGGAAAAGCUCAAUCCAUCCAUUCAUUGAUUUGUUAUAGAGUUGCUUGAUUGGUUUUGAAUGGUUUUUUAAAAUUCCAGUUGAUCGUUCAGUCAGUUGUUUAAUUGGAACGCUAAAUAACUCGUUGAUCAAUCGAUUUAGUGAUGUGUAGGUUGAUUUUUUCUCAAAUUAAGUUGGUCAUAAAACUUGAAGUCCCUCUUAUUUGUGUAUCCAUGUGGUUUAUUUUAUGUUUACGACUGAAGUUUAUCUUUGUACUUUCAAAAGUUUUAUUUGUUUGAAAAAAUUAUGCGCUGGCAGAAAGCCAGCCAAAUGUACAAUAGUGAAUAAGACAUGUUAUAAAUGUGGAAAACAAAAAACAGUAGCUUAAUAUGGGAAGUAGCUGUUAUGUUUUGCUACUUCAUAUCACACUACAGACAUUAAAGUAAAUUAUGCUGAGUCGACGACACUUUCAGUUACUUUAAUAUUUUUUACCAUCGUUUAUGUUGUUGCUUAAUAAAGAAGAGUUCGUUUUAACAAUAAAAAUUAUUUUUUGAUUUU
Helobdella robusta is the source of this 2497-nucleotide messenger RNA. RefSeq lists its product as hypothetical. The transcript has 9 exons. The record is from RefSeq and is a predicted model, not a curated record. NCBI's taxonomy places the organism in Eukaryota, Metazoa, Annelida, Clitellata, Rhynchobdellida, Glossiphoniidae. The coding region runs from base 508 to 1866 and encodes 452 amino acids.